UGUGUGUGUGUGUGUGUGUGUGUGUGUGUGUGUGUCUGUCUCAACUCUUCAAGUUGCAGGGGAACAAGUUAAAAACUUUACAAUCCUUAUGCAUGUGCACGUGUAAUGAUAAUGCUUUGCAAAGAUAGCAGCAUUAGAGGAAAUAAAUGAUGUGCACAUAUUUUGUCCAGGGGUUUCAUUUAUUGCCUCUUGGCUACAAUCUGCAGCGUGUCCUUGACUGUUAAACAGUUACAAGACAGAAACAAUGCUGUGCAAAUAUAAGGACAAAAUGCAUCUCUGUAUGUUAAUGGUGCUGCUUCUUCAGCUGUUAUUCAGGACUGCAGCGCAGUCGUGUGCCAAGAGCUGUGGACAGAAGAUAAACACAUGCUCUUGUCACUCAACAUGUGAAUCUCUGAGGGACUGCUGUGCUGAUUAUAAACACUUUUGUCUUGACAUUGAACCACACUCUGGGUCUUUGCUGGGAGGCACAGACUUUAAAAUCCUCAACGCUACAUUUGAGCAGAACAUUAACCUCACUUGCAGGUUUAACUCUGAGAUUCUGACGGAGGGCUAUGUGGAUGAGAGCGGAGUGGGUCACUGCAUCACUCCUCUGCUCUACGAGUCGGGCUGGAUCUCUUUUGAGGUGUCCACGGAUGGAGUCAGCUUUGACAGAUCAGGGCGAUGGCUCUCAGUCCAUCACAGUAAGCUGGGUCCUGAUUACAAGAUCAUUCUGGUCAAUGCCACACAGUGGCAGUACUACGGCACUCCUGACGUCAGCGGGGAUCUAAAGAUGACCUGGAUCCCAUCCCUAAUAAAGGCAGAGAGAGUCAACAUUGAGCUGUGGGGUUACAAUGAGACCGGAGAGGCGUAUUCUCUGAACUGGGAGGCGGAGUGGAAGUAUCUGUACACUGUGGGCAGGGAUGUACCCAACAGUGGAGUUUUCAGUUUCACCCCACAGAUCGCCGAAAAACCAUACUUCCUUUGGGAUCUAGGGAUCAUACGGGUCAGCCCGAGCACUAAACCAGACGGAGCCCAGAAUGUUAACGCGCUGUGGAGUGAAGAGCAUGCGAUCGCCUGGCAUCUUGAGGAGGCUUUCAGGAAGGACUCUGCAGGCUGGGCACUGGAGAAAUGCAUUAAUUGGGAUAGAGAAGAGAAAGCAAUGCCCAGCUUUCUGACUGAGAUCACCGAUUGCCCCUGCACACUGGCCCAGGCCCGUGCUGACACCGGGAGAUUUCAUACCGAUUAUGGCUGUGAUAUGGAGGCAGGUAGUAUCUGUGUUUACCAUCCAGGUGCAGUUCACUGCGUCAGAGCCAUUCAGGGCAGUCCUGAGUAUGGUGCGGGACAGCAGUGUUGUUAUGACAGCUCUGGAGCUCAGGUGCUCACGGGGGACUCGAUGGGUGGCAGCACCCCAGAUCGAGGGCACGACUGGGGCAGUCCUCCGUACAAGAAACCUCCCAGAGUUCCAGGAUUCUCUCACUGGAAGUAUGAUGUCAUCAGCUUCUACUACUGCUGCCUGUGGUCAGACAACUGCAGAUACUACUUCAGUCAUCGCCCGUCCAGUGACUGCAGAACAUAUCGCCCUCCUAGAGUCGCUGCUGUACUUGGCGACCCCCACUUCAUGACGUUCGAUGGUGUGUCUUUCACCUUCAAUGGGAAAGGAGAGUACACGCUGGUUUACUCCUCAGACCGAGAGCUGUCUGUGCAAGGCAGGACUGAACCAGUGAGAUUUGAGAACGGUUCUCUUGCUAAGGCGACACGACUCAGUUCGGUGGCCAUGAGGGAGAAGGACUCUGAUGUGAUCGAGGUGCGUCUCCGAGGCCGAGGAGAUGAGCUGCAGGUCUUAAUGAACCAACAGGUGCUUUCCUUCUCGGAGCAAAGAUGGAUCGACCUUUCGGGUGUUUUUGUGUUUUCCCCUAAAGCCACUAAUGUGACGGUGAUGUUUCCGUCGGGGACGGGGUUAGAGGUCAGGGCAGGUGACGGGGUCAUGACCCUUACUGUUUUACUGCCGCAUGACUUACAGAACCACACGCUAGGGCUGCUCGGCACAAUGAAUGAUGAUCCUGAAUAUGAUCUGAGCGCUAGUAAUGGAGCGCUCAUCUCUCUCAACAGCAGUGCACUGGACAUAUUCACCUACUGUGCUGGCUGGGCCGUUACGAAUGACACUUCACUCUUUACUUAUGACUCUACGUACCUCCUGAAUGAGUAUUACUACGCCCCAAAGCAUGAUCCGUCUUUCAUCCCGAUCUUUUCGGUGACUGAAGACCCCGAGGACCCCCUGCUGGAGCCGGUGCUGAAGCUGUGUGCUGGAGAGGGGGCUUGGUUCUGUAAAUACGAUGCACUAAACAUGCGCAGCCUGGAUCAAGGCAAUGCCACACUGCUGGCCUUCAGGACUCAAGCAUCCACCAAAAGAGAUCUGGAGCCGGUGCGAUCCUGUGGCUGGUUGUCACCACCGAAGCACGGUCAGAAGGAGGGAACCUUGUACCUCGAAGGGUCAAAGGUCACAUUCUGGUGUCACCGUGGAUACAGUCUCUAUGGCUCUGAUGAACGCACAUGUCAAGCAGACGGCGAGUGGUCUGGAGAAGAGACACACUGUGUGGCUGAUGAUACGUUGGCCAUUGUCUUGGGGAGCGUUGGUGCGGUGUUGGCGUUGGUUAUCAUGUUGAUAGCAAUCGUUGUGUACACAAAGAAACAGAGGAAAGAGGCGUGGAAACAUCAAGAUGACAAGGUGACCUAUCAGCAGCCUGGGACACAUCUGUGAUGUUGUACAUCCUUAGACAUUUGUAAAAAGACAGUAGACUUGUUUAAAUCUUAUGUUUCUAAUUUAACGUUCUUUGUUUUAACAUUAGUUUUAGUCUGUGGUCAGUAGUUUGGUGUGUGUCUUGACUGAAGUGUCUGACUCUAGAAUGAUCCACAGGGUCUGUAACAUUGACUCAUACUGCUGUUGAUGCUGUAAAGUUCAGUGUAGAUGUGUGUUGUCUGGCUAUGGACCAAAAAAGAGACUCCACCACCUCCUGAGGAUAGUAAACCAAAAAUCUGUUCCAAAACCUAUUCAGGUGCCCAUUUUAAGGCAUCGUAGAAGUGCUUCUGAGAACAAAAUGAUGAUGCCUUUAUAAAGAAUACUCAUUGCAUUGCACUGUAAAAAAAAAUCAAUCAGUAAAUCGCCUCAGCAUGUUUUUCUAUGUUUAACUCAUCAAAUUAAUUUAACUAAUUUUGAACUUAUUUUUUCUAGUUACGCAAGAUUUAUUUAGUCAGUUUAAUGUAAUUUAAUUUGAACAGCCAAUUAGAUUGCACUUAAAAAAAUGUAAAGCUGAAACUGAA
Messenger RNA from Carassius auratus (goldfish), 3297 nucleotides. RefSeq names its product sushi domain-containing protein 2-like. Lineage: Eukaryota; Metazoa; Chordata; Actinopteri; Cypriniformes; Cyprinidae. The record is from RefSeq and is a predicted model, not a curated record. The transcript is spliced from 16 exons. Bases 245 to 2737 code for a protein of 830 amino acids.